AUGAGCGAAUUUCCAACCACAUUCCGCGCAGCUCAAGUCCUAGGCUUGACAGGCGCCGCCUGGCUCUCAGGCAACAUAUUCUCCCUAAGCCUGAUAUCCACUCCCGCCCUCCUCCAAUCCCUCCACGAAAAACAAAUGCAGAACCCGCCCAUCGCGGCCGCCACCGCCGCAGUCUUCUUCUACCUGGCCUGGUCGGUCCGUGAUGGAACGGCGUUGUCGCUGGUCGCAGCGCCGAAUAGUAGUUUCCUGUAUGCUGUUUCGGGAAUGUUGACCGUGGGGAUUGUUCCGUUUACGCUUGCGUUUAUGAUGGGGACGAAUCGGUCGCUGGAGGCGAAGGUGGGUUCUAAGGAUGAGAUUGAGGCGACGAGGACGGAGGUUGAGUCGCUUUUGGAGAGAUGGGGGUGCUGA
This is a messenger RNA of Aspergillus novofumigatus IBT 16806, 408 nucleotides long. Its product is annotated as DUF1772 domain-containing protein. The transcript is spliced from 3 exons. Bases 1 to 408 code for a protein of 135 amino acids. Lineage: Eukaryota; Fungi; Ascomycota; Eurotiomycetes; Eurotiales; Aspergillaceae. The record is from RefSeq and is a predicted model, not a curated record.